Messenger RNA from Theileria orientalis strain Shintoku, 396 nucleotides. RefSeq lists its product as hypothetical. Bases 1 to 396 code for a protein of 131 amino acids. The record is from RefSeq and is a predicted model, not a curated record. NCBI's taxonomy places the organism in Eukaryota, Apicomplexa, Aconoidasida, Piroplasmida, Theileriidae. The transcript has 4 exons.
AUGAUUCCACUCGAUGUCGUUGAGCCUGUAGGAGACGACCUUUCCAUAACCAAGUUUAAAAGCUACAAACUGUUUCAAAGAGGGUUUACGAAAUCGAAUUUGGUCACUUGCUAUAUGGCAUUGUUCUCAUGUUUUUUAACCGACCUCAUCUGUUUGUAUGUUCCUCUCAUUCAAUACACCGACCUGUCGAUAAUUGGAGCAUUGGAUUUGUUUGCAAGGAACCAGGAAAAUAAGGUUUCAGUUUUCUACUACUGUAAUAUAGUCCACUCGCUGGUGUUGUACUCUGGGAUUUUAGUCUCACUUUUUUGCAACAAUCCACUGUUUUGGGAUAUAUUAAGAAACUGGAUUAACGUUGGAAUCGUAUUGACUCUUUUGGCAUUGCCGUUCAACAGGUAG